This is a messenger RNA of Dimorphilus gyrociliatus, 586 nucleotides long. Lineage: Eukaryota; Metazoa; Annelida; Polychaeta; Dinophilidae. The record is from the annotation of a GenBank genome assembly.
UCAUUUUGCACUAAGACAGAACUUCGAAAUGUCUUCGUUUGACAUAAGUGUUUUACUCGUUUCCAAAGAGAAUGUUUGCCGAAGUGUUAUCGCACAGGCGCUAAUGUGUUUGGAAUGCCGAAAGACAACUCAGAGAGUUCUUAUUGAUAGUUGUGGAGUAGAUGUGAAAAAAGCGGGUGUUGGUCCGAAUUGUAUAGCUGAAGCUUGCUUCCUCGCUAGAAGGAUUGAAAUUUUUGAUCAUGCUUCUAGACAACUUACGAAAGAAGACUUUGAACGCUACGAUUACAUUUUAACUUUCGACAAUGCAAACUACGAGGCUGCAAUGGGUAUUAGAGAUGGGGUUAAGCAAAAAAAAAGCAGAUUUUUUAGUGUUAGAAGAAAGAAGAAAACGCCAAAACCUAUUAUUACGAGAGCGAAACUUAGACGCUUGACGGAUUACUAUCCGAGAGCUUUGAAGAGAGUCGACGAAAUAUACGAUAAUAAAAGAGCUUUGGAAGUUUUCCAGAAUACUUUUGGUGUUAUAAAAGAUUGUUGCCGCGGCUUCUUCGAAACAGUAAUUCGCCGCCGCGAACGAGUUGACUACUGA